Messenger RNA from Linum trigynum, 2717 nucleotides. The record is from the annotation of a GenBank genome assembly. NCBI's taxonomy places the organism in Eukaryota, Viridiplantae, Streptophyta, Magnoliopsida, Malpighiales, Linaceae.
UGAUAUAUGUGAUUACCUAAUGUUAUGUCAUAUAUGAAACGUAUUUGCUUACAUAUACUAAAUGUAUUAAACACCAUAUGAGGUGAUAUAUACAAUUUAAUAAUUAUAUUCAUCAUUCAAAAACCAACUCAUUAAAUAUAAAUGGAUUUUCUCAUAUGUUGUAGUUAAGUUGGCUCUCUAGUCAAAAUGUUGGGACAUCUCAUAAGUUCAAAACGAGACAAUUCAUGAGUUGUAUUCAACGAGCCACCUAAUCGAGCUAGUUCACGAGCUUCACGAGCCGAACAAGGUAGAGCUUUUAUUUGUUAAUCAAACGAGUUUUUAUCAAGUUCAAUACCGAGCAAUAAACGAGCCGAGCUUUUUUCUAAUCGAACGAGCUUUUAUCAAGUUCAAUACCAAGCAAUAAACGAGCCAAAUUUUUUUUUAAUCAAACGAGCUUUUAUAAAGUUCAAUAUCGAGCCGCUCACAAAUAACUCGACCCAUUAAGAGCCCUAAUACACAUACGUGCUGCUUUCUUUCUCACAAAAUGCCAAUCUUCUCUCUUUGUCAUUACAGCUGUAUAUUCUUCGGUCUUCACCCUCCAUCUCCGCACCGUCAUCACCCGCAAAACACUGAAUCCAAGCCAACUGUUAUUCACAAUGCAAGUCUCUCCUUCGCUUUCUUCAAGCCAACUGUUAUAGGUUCCAAAAACAGUCUCCCUUCGCGUUUCCUUUACGCCUCGGCCUGGCCAAAACCCACUUCCAUUUCACCAAUAUUUUAUUUGUUUGUUGUUUUUUUUUUAAGUUGACGGUAAAGUGUAAGAGUUUAGAAAAUUGAACUCUUUUCUUUACUUCAUUGAACGUUGAGAAUUCAACCCUCCGUGCCAGGAAAUAUUAAUGUAGGCCUGAAUAUUCUGAAAAGAAAAUUAAUGUUUGAAUGGCAAAAUGACAGUAAUUGCAUGAUUAUGAAAGGGGAAAUGCUGCUAUGGUGUUCACACAGCCUCCUGUGAUUACAUUGGUUGGGCGUCAUUGAAUCCGACACUAAACAUUCAUAGCUCUAAAAUGGACACGGUAACAUUUCAUUUAUCAGAUUAUGAUCGCAUUCGUUUAACGGUCAGUGCCUACUUACGGCGGCUACGGCCUCUGUAAACACGCAGUCACAAAUUAUAUUCUCGGUAUAAAUUGCGAAAGGGUGCCGAAGAUGAUAAUUGGUAUCGGCUAGUUGAAAUGGUGAUUUGAUCAAUCUAUUAUUCAACUUAUUAUUAAAAAGACAAAAAGACAGGUUGUUUGAGCCGACGUGGCAUUGCUAAGCACAUGCAUUGAUGCACACAAAUCACAAACGCCGCCCGCCAGUCCACCAUCCUACUGCGGGCCCCGGCCCAGCUGCUGGCCCGUGUCUGUGUCGCCCAAACCUCACAGUCACAGAGACACAAAAGAAGCCCUCUCUCCGUUUCCGUUUGAUUCCAAAAAAAAAAACAAAAGAAAAAAAAAAAGCCAAAUUCACCGCAAAAACCCCACACUCUCAUCCAACGGCUGUCCUGCGGGCCCCUCAUUUCCUCUCAUCCCAAAAAUCAACGAUCCAGAUCGAUCUGACAUCCGUCCGUUGCAAAUGAUGUUCUCUCUCUCCUAUAAAUCACACUCUCCUCGGCUCUUCCCCUCCCACACUCACCACUCUUCCACAUCUCUCUCUAAUCUCUCGACGACUACUGCUCUCUAUAAUUCGCCAGAAAAAAAAAAAAAAAUGGAGGGCAAGAGUAUGACGCUUGUUCUCGCACUGGUCUGCGUGAUUGUCGCCGGCGUCGGCGGCCAAGCUCCGGCAGCCGCACCGACAACCACCACCACUCCAGCCACCCCCGCUGCUCCCGUAACAGCACCAUCCACCGCCCCCGCCGCUACCAAGCCUGCAUCGCCAGCUCCCGCUUCUUCUCCCCCCGCUGCCACUCCUUCCUCCGCACCUCCAACCGCAGCACCGGUCGCUACUCCGCCAGCAGCAGCGGCGACUCCGGUCAGCUCUCCUCCAGCUGCUGCCGUUUCACCAGUCAGUUCUCCUCCGCCUGCAGCAGCUACUGCUCCUCCUACGCCUGCUCCCGUCGCCGCCGCCGCUACGCCUACCGCCUCUCCUCCCGCUGCUGAUGUUCCGGCGCCGGCUCCCAGCAAGAAGUCGAAGAAGAAGAGCGGAUCUCCGGCUCCCUCUCCUUCAUUGUCGAGCCCUCCCGCUCCUUCUGUCGGGGCUCCCGGACCUAGCGCCGAAGCUAACGCCCCUGGUCCCGUCGUUGCCGAUGAGAGUGGUGCAGAGAGCUCGAGGAGUGUGCAGAAGAUGAUGAUGGGAGGAUUGGCCGCACUUGUUAUGGCGGCCGUUGCAUUUUAGAGAGGAUGGAGCUGUGUGAUUGUUGUUCGAUUCACAUAUUUGAUUCAUUUCCAUGGUUAAACACAUUCAUUUCGGACUCACUUUGUUGGCAAUUUGAUUCGUUACUAUUCUUUUUGGGCUUUGAUUCGAGGCGGGGAGGAGGGUAAACCGGUUGUAUUUAUUUAGAUUCGAAUUCCUUUCUUUGUAGGUCGCCGCAUUCCUUUUGUAAUUUGGACGCCUUUUGCUUCUAUCUACAUCACAUUAUUAUUAUUAAUUAAGGGUUAUUAUUAUUAAUUAAGGGGUUGUUUGGAGAAUAUGAGUUUAAAUCUAUAGAUUGUCAACAAUCUAAAGAUUCUAACUCUUCGGAUUGUUGAAAAUAGAUUUUAAAAUGUUUA